Messenger RNA from Pocillopora meandrina, 16660 nucleotides. The record is from the annotation of a GenBank genome assembly. NCBI's taxonomy places the organism in Eukaryota, Metazoa, Cnidaria, Anthozoa, Scleractinia, Pocilloporidae.
AUGGCGGGUUGUGGACACCAGCACCAUGACCACGAACAUGACGUUUCUGAAGAAGAAAGAGGGGCUCAGUUUCACCUUUUUCUAAAGAUCGAUCUCUUAAAGCUUCAAUGCUUGAACGAAGCUGAGGAAGAAUCGGCCAAAAACGUUUUCAAACCUUGGGAUGAACGCUUGGAUACUAACAAAUUUGUCGAAAGUGAUGUCGACGAAGAACUUUUGUUUAACAUUCCUUUCGUCGGACAGGUCAAAUUAAAAGGUGUUGUCGUGAUUGGCGGAGAAAAUGGUGAGCAUCCCUCUGAAAUGAAACUGUACAAGAAUCGCCCUUCCAUGACUUUUGAUGAUACAAAUGCGGAGCCUGAUCAGACGUUUGAAAUGAGUGAGGACCACGAUGGAAGUUUAGAAUACACGCCUAAAGUCGCACGUUUUUCUAAUGUGGAGCAUCUUUCAAUUUACUUUCCGCGUAACUUUGGAGCUGAAACUAGCAAAGUGUAUUUCAUAGGAUUGAAGGGGGACUUUCAAGAGGCCCAUCGCCAUGGCGUGACAAUUUGUACCUACGAAGCAAAACCGAACAUAUCUGAUCACAAAACAGGCGCCUUUAACAGCGUCAAUCAUACGAUUAGUUAGUGAGAAAGAAAGGGUUUCAAUUAUUGAGUGAAAAAUUGAAUGCGCUGUUGAGAGCUUGUUGCAGUGGAAAGUAACAUUUUUGUAAAGUUCAACUUAGAGAAAGAGUGUUUCAAAUAGUUUCAUGUUUCAUCAAUUUGUCAGUUACAGCUGUUGAACCAUUAUUAAUUUUGGUUUAAUUAGGAGCAAUAAACGAGGUGUUCCAUUUGAGUAUGGAAGCUUAUUUUUAGGGGGCACAGGGAGAUUCGUUUUCUUUUUGAGGAUGGAGGGGGGAGAAUGGGGAAAAGAAGGUGAUACUCUCUCUUCCCAGCCCUCCCAUCUCUCGCACACCUUUGACUCAUAUCUCUCUUUCCACGUUAUAAAACACUGCAAAUCAAUGAUUGACAAAUGUUUGUAUUGCAGUGUGUCUUCCCACCCUAACAUUAGUCCUCCCCUUUCAUGGUUCAUGUACCCUUUCCACUCCCUAUUCUCUAGGACUCCUUCCCUUAACAUGAUGCUCUUGCUUUCUCAUUUUCUUCGUUUCUAAUCGCUUUUACGUGUUGCAGACCUAACAUAUGGGAGUCGGGGUUAUCUGUUGCAUCCGGGAAACCUCUUACACUUUUCGCGCGAAUUUCGAGUCGACUGCACACAAACAAUAUGGCGGCCCACUGCAGCCAAGAUGAACAAAAACAGGUGAGUUUUGUUUGGGUUACUUGCUCUUUGUUUUCAUAAAUAACAGGACGAAUGAAAAGGAAAGGGAUUUUUUUUAUUUCAAUUCAAUCAAAUGUACGUGAUAACGAGAGUUUUGUACGUGUUUUCGUCUAUUAUGUGAGGAGAAGGAGAGCUCGAAUUUAAAUUCUCCAUGAUGAGCUGUGAGAUUUGAAAUAAAGGUGCGAUCUCCGACCACAUAUUUGCUAACCACCCAUAUAUAUUAAAUCGAGUCACUUGCAUCUUUUUCAUGUGUAUAGAUUAUGAGGCAGCGGCUGUUAGAACUUGAAAGAAAACAUGCGAAGGCCUUGAGAAAACUUAAGGUAAGUUACAGGAAUUUUUUCCUUAUGAUUCUGCACCGGUGUUGAAUUUAUACAAAGCAAUUCACCUUAAAAGGAGACGCAGGUAAUUUAGUGUUAAAAACUGGGUUGAAAACGUAAAUUAGCCACCGUAAAGGGUAAAAAAGCUGACGUUUCGAGCGUUAGCCCUUCGUCAGAGCGAUUAGAGGAAUUGUGGGUUGUGUGUGAGAAGGAGAAAAGGAGACGGUCUUUUCACUCUGACCAGUAUUUAUUACUUCUUUUAUAGAGAGCUGAGAUUACAAAGCAAAGGCGGCAAACCUUUGGUGGUUUCACAGUCCAAGAGGAGACCACAUACGGUGAUGCUCAAAACAGAUCCAGUAUUUCACUUUCUCGUGAAUCAUUUUCUCCCGGAGACGCAAAUUCAAGUUCCCUUUCAGCUUACAAGAAAGGAGUCUGUAAAACUGUGACAUUUAAAGAUGUUGUAGAGACUCAUCAGCAACCACUUUGUGAGAGGAAAUCAGAAAAUAAAAAUGGGAUAGAUGUGGCUUCCAGUGGAACGUCUAAACAAAGAUCUGCCCUUGUUGAAUCGUGCAAACAAGAUGAUAAUGUCGGUAAAAUAGCACAGAUUUGUGUUGGGAGCAACGAAAUUAAUGGUUUUGAAACAGACAAUGUGUGGGUCACAUCACGCAGUGAUGAUAUUACAUUAUGUGACAAUGCAGUGCUUCCUGAAAACAGUACAGUCAUAUCAGAGCACAAGGAUUUUUCCAAGAGUGAGGUUGACCAAGGCCAAACUUUAAGAAAUGCUGCUUGUUCUUGUGGAAAUGAGGAUGUACAAAUUCCUUCAUGGAACAAUGAAAACAGUGAAUCAGCAAAUGAAAUUUAUUUUGAUAAUUGUGGAAAAGAAAUGACUGCAACCUCUGAAGUAGUCAAACCUCUAAGUAUAGGAACUGUAUCAGUUUUUAAUCCAGAUGCCCUUAACAAUGAAGGCAUACAGGAAUGUUUGGCAAAAGGUGAAGCUUCUGAAAAAGCAGCUGAGGCACCUGAAAAGAAAAAUAGUAUUAGCUGCCUCUCUGUUCAUGAAAAUGGAAGUUCAUCUUUAGAAAGCAGGCAUUGGAUGCAUCUAUUUGAAGAAGAGUUUCCAAGGAGAUCUCCAAGACUACAGUCCACACCCAGCUUUGGAAAGCAAUCACUUGUUUCCAAGGAUUGUUAUUCUACACAAUCAAAGAAAACAAAAUCAUACAGAUCAAAACAAUCUAGACCAAAAAAAGGAAUCAAUUCACAAAGCAAAAGUAAAACCAUGAAAUGUAGUGCAGAACAAUCAUCAGUAACUUUGAAAGAAAAUUCACAUGAACAAAGUUUGUCUAAGGGUUUUGUGUUCCCAAGACCCUCCUCAGAUGAGGCAAAACCUGGUGGUCCUCUGGGUAUCAUUGUAGACUUUUCUUUGCCUGAUAAAGAGUUUGCAAAGUUGAAACUUGCAAAAAUCAAAGCUGCUUUGCCAGCUGAGAGGAUCAGUGGAGAACUAAAUAACAAAAGUACAGUAAAGGUGAAAGAACAUGACACCAUGCCAAAGAGAGAGAAGGCUUUACAGGAGUUGAGUGGUGGUGAAAUCAAAGAAGGUUGUUAUCACAAUUUUAUUAAUUCAUCAAUAGUAUCCUCAAUGCAAUUUGAUAAUACAAGUAAAGCUGAUGAAUUGGAAAGUGUCUGUAUCACAGACACCUCAGACAGAAAGAGUAUCAAUCAAGCGCCACAAUUCAUUUCCACAUCUGGAAACUUAGAGAGUCAAAAAAAUUCAGAGCAUUGUGUAAAUCAGUACUUAUCAAGUCCAAAACACCAAUAUGAUCUUCAGUUGAAACAUGAACAAAUGAAUAAUAGUGAAGUAGACUUCUCUCCAUGGGAAACAUUGCAAGAAAAUCCUAUAAUAGGUGUAAAGCCUUGUUUGCUUUAUCAGGUAGAUGAAAAGUCAGUCAGUGAAGUAAACAUUGGGGAAGAAACAAGCAGUAUUACACACUCAACUUGUGAUAUUCCUCUUAAGGAUGGUGUUGAUGAUAAAAUUGAUGUUGUAAGUGACAGCGGUGAUGAUAACAACAAAGAGAUUAUGGAUACCUUAGACCUUGAUGAUGGAGCAUUGGAUAAAAAUUUUCCACAUCAGUGUGGUCAUGAGGGACCAAAAUUAUGUAAAGAAAUUUCCAGUGAUAGGCAGCCUAAAUUUGCUUCCAAGUCUCCUGAAAAAGAUGGUGUGAAGGAAACUAAAGCUAGAAAAGUUUCAUGUGAAGCUGAUUCAGUCAUUUACAGAAGUCAACCAAGUUUACUUCAUUUAGAAGAACAAAUAUUAAGUCCAUCAUGUCCUGAACCUAGUGUUGGUGAACAAGCUACUCCUCAUGGAAAAAUGACUGAGCCUUUAGAGAGCUCACAGUCAUCCUGUUUAAGAUCACCAGAGGAUCAAUCAGAACUGACUCCCAUGCUGAUGAUAGCCUGCUUACAGGUACAUAUUGCUUCUAAUUCCUUAACUCCUGUAGCCUGGUCAGUAAUUCUCUUUAAUAGCUUCUAUACUCUUCCUAGUUAGUUAGUAAGGAGAACUUGACAACAUCUUCUACUUGAUAAAUUUGUCCAUUCUCAUCACCUUUUGUAGAGUUACUGAUGACUUAUGGUGACUUUGAAACUUAGCAGGUUGAGAGACUAUUCUAAUGUAAUGGUUGAUCUUUGCUCUCCUUAUGAAGCAAAGGAAAAGUCUGCAGCCAAGUCUUGUGACCCAUCCAGCAGGAGUUGUUUUUGAGUUUCUGUAGCGUAAGCGACUAGGAGUAUGACCACUCCCCCCUAGAUAGGAUGCCAAUCCAUAGCAAGGUUAUCCCCUAGCAUUUUAUUAGGCUUCCCUGCCUUUUUGCUGGUGCCAAUUUAUACUCCUUGGUGGAGAGAUAGGCACCAUGAAAGUAAAGUGUUUUGCCUAGGAACAGAGUGCAAUGACCCGGCAGGUCUUGCACCUGAACCUCUUCACCCUGAGUCCAGAGAACUGACUGUAAGGCCACUGCAUCUACCACAUCCUUAUAAAAUAGCAAGGAUAACCUUAUUUUGUUAUUAUUAGAAGUGAAGUAAACUUUAAAAACAGUGUGGUUACUAUCAUAUUUAAAUUAUUAUUAGCACUAAGUUAUGUCAUAUCUGUUUUUGCAUAGCAUCAUAUGGAGGGUGAAUGCAAUGUUGUCAGGUCUGUUUCUCUGUCAUCAUAUGAGCCAGCAAGUGAGAAAGAUGUAACAGUACCAAAGAUGAAGAGAGAUGUUCUGGCAGUUUGUCUGGCUCAUUUAAUCGUCAUCUGGACAGUUGUGCCUGGAUUGCAAUGGACUGUACUUUACAAAUGGAGUCUUCCUUUUGUAAGAGAUCAUCAUUAAAUUUUGUCAUAAUAUUUUGUUUAGCCCAUCAGGUGUGAUGGCAGAGAGAGUCAGGAAGUUCAAUAUUUUUUGUGCACAAAUGCACUUUCAGCUCAUUAAAAGUACAAAAUGUGUGUGAUAGACAUAUUUACUAUGUGGUUUUAUGGUGUGAAUCUGCUAUAUCAGUGUCAAUUUCCACAUAGUGUUAAAUUGUGUGCGAGCCUUGCCCCACUUUUGUUUCAAAAAUAGUGGUUUUUCAUGUGAUGCUACAAAUCUAAUAGCAGAAAAAGAAAUGUUAACUUUUGAAUAAAGUUAAAAUAAUACACUUGUUGGACUUGUGAUUGACACUUGAAAUAAUCUUGCAGGAUGGAGUGGAGGAGUUUGUUAGUGUUCAAGUUGUGCCAAGGAAUUCUCAUGUUGUCCUUUUGGUUGGAGGGAAUUUCUGUGGAGGCAAUGGGAGGUAGGGAAAGGAGCCAUUGGAAAGAAGCUUUUAAUGAGCUAAUGAUGACAAUUUAAAACUGGGCUGUGUGAAAGAGCAUGUGCUUCAGCUUAUGUCAGGAAUAUGGGGGCUCCAUAUUCCUGCAUAAAUCAUUUGGGAUACCUUUGGCAAAAGGUCAUUAUCCUUCAAGAAUGGGCCCUGUUAUAGCUACAACAGGGGAUGAGACUCUUAAACUUUAGCUGUACCUACAUGUGCCUAUUUAUGGGUCAAAUUAUGACAUCACAAUGUAGUCCACCAUAGAUCCUGAUGCAGUGCACAUGGAAAUUAGGAUGUUUUAUUGUUUAUAGAGAAAAGAAGCACUUGUCAGAGAAUAUUUUACUGUUUACUACUGUACUCUUUUUGGCACAGACAUAUCGACACAUGGAACAGUUUACCGUCAUCAGUAGUUGAACUUGACUCAGUUAAUGCUUUUAAGAAAGCUCUUAAAUCAAUAUUUUUUUAACUAGGCCUAUAACUAAAAAUUAAAUUAUUCUAUUAUUAAACAUUAUUUAAUUAUGAUUUUAAAUAAAAUUUUUAUCUUAGAUAUGUCUUCUUUAUUUAGAUUUUAUAUUUAUAUAGAUAUAUGCCUGUAUGUAAAAUGUUUCAGUAUGUAUAUGUAUAUUGCAUAGUAUUAAAUUUUUAUAUCUGGGGUAUAGUUUACAAUGAGGAUUAAGUUCCUCCCUUCCAUAACCUUUUUUUAAUAAUAAUAAUAUGUUGUAUGUUAUUAUUUAAAUAAAGUUGUUAUAUAUAUUCUGACUUUGGUCCGUUGCAGAAUUCUCGGUUACUCAGAUGAUGGAGACUAUUCUUUGGAUUUGAAACAUGAUGACACUUUGUAAGUAAUUUUAAUUUGUAUGGGCUUGUAGGAGAUAUGUGUAUGAAAGUAGAGGACAACACUGCAAGCAAAGAAAGCAGGCAGAUUUUCAAAAAGGGGAGUGUUUUGACCUCUCUCCAAAAACUGAUGGGAAUGUUGAUCCUCAGAAAUUUAGAACGUAGGCUCCCAAAGGUGUUACUCUGCAUUUCAUGGAUCUAAGUUUAUUUUCAUCUGUUAAAAAUUACAAUUGCAAGUAACAAGUAAUAAUUCUGUGAGGUGAGGCUUAAAUUUCCUUUUUAACAGCUCUCAAUACCGAAAUGCGUUUGAAAUUUCACCCCAACUGCUAACAGUAAUUACUACUGAAUUAAAUUUUGAGAGGAAGAUAUGCUUAUUUUUAAAGUAAGAAUUUAAAGCAGUAGCACUUUCUUACUUUAGGAGUAACAAGCACAAAUUUUCAACCAUGUGCUUACUGUCUGAUUCAUGGGAAAAGGAGAAUACCAAGGACAUUGAGUUUGUUAUCGCGAACAGGGAAUCUUCUGAAGUAGCCUUGACAAAGUGGACGCUGGAUAGUUUCUGCUUGUGAGUAUUUGAACUAUAAGAAUUUUCACGACUGUGAUAAAUCUAUUGAAAGACUGAAAGAACUUAAAAUGAUAAAAAUGUAGAGCUCGAGUGUACAGUAGCGUAACAAACUGUUGUGGUCUGCUUGUGGUCUCCCCCUCCCAUAAGCCCUAAGUAGCCUUCAUUUGACUUGCUGGUUACACAAAAUUUAUAACACUCUUUUUUUUUCUUUCGGAACGCGCAGAAACUUGUUUCUAAUUUUGAAAAUUGGAAGAAAGUUUCUGCGCGAUUCAAACAGUCCGUGACUCGGACGACGAGAUUAGUCUGUUUAAAGGAACUUUUAGUAACAGAGUGCGCCCACAAGAGCACGCGCACCAUGCGUUUAUAUGUCUAUGACUGCACGACGGGGAGAUGUUGAUUUGGUAGACUUGGCCACUUUGCAUCCCUUUGAUGGACUCAUCCUCCCCGUUUAAAACCCGUGGAACAUUUAAGCUUAGUGAUGGGGUGUUUGAGAUGUAUUUACAACAUAAACUAGAACUUUCCGUCGUGAGUAAGAGCCGUCUACAUUACCGCGUCACAGUGACUAAGAUUGACGCCAGUUUGAGCGUGGCAGGUUCCUCUGUAUCGAACAGUUAAACUAUUGUUAGGAUGGCCAGCUAGUAGUGAAUAGCUCGGUUUUUCGGUAGGAAGAUGCGGUUUGAUCGUCUUUGUGAAGAUACACUGUUUUCUUCAAUCAUGGCUAGGUGUCAAGUUUUAAAAUAGUUAACAAUAAAUUAUUUGGUAGAGCUCUGAAUUCAAGACAAAAAGUUCAAAAUUAUCGCGAUCAUUUUGCUCGAAAUUCUUUGGCUUCAAGAGAUUUUUUGACAUUUUUCUUCCUUGUUCUACUUAGGGUAAUUAAACAAAGGCAGUAUUUUACUCCAAUAAUCACUGAAAGUGAACUUUCAUCAAUCCAAGCCGUUGAAGGUAGUCACUGCCUUCUCUUGGGCACAACGCAGGAUCAACUCUUACUGUGGUGAGUUGUUGAUAUUGUUAUCAUUAUGAUUAUAACUACCGCCAAUAAAAUCAUUGUCCUAAUCACUGGUCGUUAAUGAUUUUCGUAUAAAGCUUUGUCAGGCGCAGUGAGAGGAAUGAGAUAUCUCUACAUCACAUCUCAUUUCUCAACUGGAUCGUGGAGAAAAACGAUUUCUCCAUGGCUGAAUUUUUCAAGAACUUUACCCCUUUUUCCCUAUAUACUUUCUACUUCAACAAUGGUACGAUUAUCUUUAUCUUCUUUCUUUAGGAAGGCCAAUUGUACGGCACAAACGCUAGGAAAAGUUGUAGUUAUUUUAAUGACAUUAGGACAAUUUUAAAAUCAACUUACAUUUUAAUGCGCCUUUGCCUGUCUUUGUCUUCGUAAUCGGUAUUGCUUGAAACAUUGAAUUUGUAUACCAUGUUCAGUUAUAGAGCGACUUAACAAAAUAGAAUGAAUUACAAGGUUACUUUAAAAAUAUUUUCCGGAAAUUACACAGUAGUCUUAGUUUUUGCCGUUAGUAAAUUCGUCGUACACUUUCACGUGAAACUGUCCUCAUCAUUCGUGUUACAUCUCAUGUGGUUUUUUCGUGGUGAACCUGUGGCUCCAGCUAGUUAGUAUUUCGUUGUACAUCUUUGGCAGCCCGAGGUUCCAUCGCGAUUCAAGGAACCAAUUCUACUCAGUACAUCCCGGCAAAAGUUUGCUCUCUUACUCGGGACGUCAUACCGGUCCAUUCCAAUUCUGAUGGCAACCUGAUCCCUGGCGUCGUCGAUGCCACCCUUUUGAACGGUGUUGGCGGCAAACAGCAGCACCCAGCGUCGAAUGCUGGCAGCGCGGCCGACGUAGCCAUAGUGGAUGUUUCCAGGUACAUCGUAAUUUACGCAUCGUCCACACAGGGUCACAGUUUUUGGGCAACGAUAGGGACAUGAUCGUCGUCUGAACGUCUGGGUGCAUUUGUAAUCCCACGGCUUGCAGUUAGCGACAAGGUUGGCAAACUGAACGAGACACCUGGGCCAGAGAAAAGUGUUGUACCAGCUUCGGCAACUUCUGAUGGCUCUGUUGUUUCUGUUACGGUUCAUUUGCCUUAUAAGCCAAGAUGUCACGUCCGGUCCACAUCUGUCGCGAAAAAAAAUUGAUUUUCUUCAACAUCUCUAGCUUUUGGCCUACAGUUUAUUUUAGUUAGUAAAUGAGGGGAAGGUCCCUCACCUUAACAUUAGAAAUGCCUUAACUUUUCUGCGCGUAGCUGUUCGUCCUACCUUCGACUUAUUCGACGCCUUGGAUCUUCACUGACAACAUCCGGAUCCGUGUUAGGAUCUUCCAACUCAGCGUAACUUCCAUCCUUCUCAGGGAGGUCCAGCUCUUGAAUGCCUGGAUCUUCCAACUCAACAUAACUUCCAUCCUCUCUGGGGAGGUCAAGCUCUUGAAUGUCUGUAAAUGUUAGAAUUGUUAGCAGAACACGGCUUUCCCUUUUUGUUGGUAGCUUUUGAGCCCUGGAGUGAUCAGAGCGACUAGGGCUUAAGAUCGUACUGCCUUAUUUCAAAUUUGCUUCAAAUGCUGUUUGCUGUGGUUUCUAUCCAGUACCACUGCGUUUUUGAAAAUACUACAUUUCCCGAUCUGAAAAAGAAAAAUCCUAGCUAAAAUGUUUCCCUUUCAGGCCACCCACCCAACUAUAGGUUCACAAUUCUGAUUCAAAACCAACUUCCAGAAGAAAAAGAAAGGCAAUCUGCUCUGGGACAUUUUUUUAUCCGACCAAAUAUCUCGCUUGUCUCUUUUCCAGUUUACUGGGCAAGAAUCGGUGCAUUUUCAGAAGGGUUAUAGUUAAACAUUCUUCAAACUAUUGUCCGGAACUAUUGUGAUCUUCUACGUCCUUCAUUACUAGUUGUUCUUUUCUCUAAAUUUGUUUUUUUGUAUUAUUCAUGUAAAGAAAUAUUUUCCAUCAAAAGGGGAUCUCCAUUGCAUGGUUUGUACCAUCACCGACUUUAUAGAGUGCGUCCGAAAUAGGAAUUACCUUCUUCCGUAAAACCGAGGCCAUUUGUCACCAGAAUGACAAACAUCAGAGGCAGCAUAGAUACCAAACGACUUUUCGACAUCAUUUUUGUGUUACUCUGUUUGUUAAGAAGAGCAAACACUUUAAGGAAUGAGAACUGGAAAUUUCUUUAUAUAUGGUUUAAGUAAGUGCGUCCUUCGUCAUCGUUGUCGCCUGUGUCAGUAAUACUUAUCAGUAUUGCCUGAGCUGAAACGAUCUGAAAUCGCAAUACUGUGACGGGCUUACUUUAUCUAUUCUAGGCCUUUCUUCUGAAGUGUAGUAUUAAUAUUUAUCUUUAAAGUGGUCUGUGGUGCUGCUUAACUAAUUGCUUUUUAAGCACAAAAUAUAUCCAUGUAUCAAGUAAGAGAGGUUGCUAUCACGCCCUGCUACUAGCACUGGAUUGGAAAAUAAAAAAAAACUGUUGAAUGCAACUACAACACAGAUGAUAAAAGUACAUGUGGAACGCUGCUAUUUUUUUUUCUUGUGGGGAGGGGGAGGGAGCGCAUCGGAGAAACAUUUGAAAAGGGUGUAAAGGUAGCCUUGUUUCAUCUGAUAACUUGAGAAAGUUAUUUUUAAUCAAGGAUGAGUCAAAAAUAUAUUUAAAACGUCUCAGCUCAAUAUUUAUCGUUUAAAGCUGCCUACAGUUCAAGUGGUUUUGUGGUAUAGUAGUGCACAACAUUUCAUGGCUCAUUAGCCAUUUUAAGUACCAUGUAUCAGAGGACAAAAAGACUCCGUCUUUCUUUCAAUAACUUGUAUCGAAUGACAUUCAAGACGCUCAAUUCAUUCGCGAAAAAUGGAAGUAGUCGAUAGAGUUGCACUAGCCCCUGAUCACCUUGUUGGUCGUGUUAUAUUCUCUUUUCGUUGAGAUGCACGUGUUAAUACUCGUUACAAAAGUAAAGUGUCACGUUUAUGUUGAAUCGUUAAUGGCCACCGAUCAUUUCACCUUUUGUCUUUUCAUCGUUAUAGGUAAUAGGAAAUGUCGUCUUACAAUUCUCUUCUCACUCGAUAAUCAUGGCGCAUCUUUGUUUGUCAUUUGACUUGUUAGAGAAUUGUAUCGGAACAGGGAUUAGGAAGGCCGUGCGCCAUGCGCGUAUGGCGCAUAAAGCUACGAAAUGGCCCAUUAUAAAAAUACUUGCCGGGCCUGUGAUGCGCCCUGACCGCACAAAGCUAGUGAAAUAUAAACUAUUUUGUGAAAAGGAUUUUAAUUUGUAAAAGUUUCACUUUGGUGAGACAUAAACAAGCGAAAAACUACGGUGCCUUCGCUCGUUUGAUCACGCUCGCUUCAUUCUUGUUCCCAGAUCCUGAAGUCGGACUUUGCAUGCAAACGAGGCUAUUGCUCAGAGUUCCAUGUGCUUUCGUUUUCGAGCAGAGUUCGAGCGUUUUCGUCGCUUUGAAUUUAUUUGCAUCGAUUAGCCUCAUGCCUCUGAUUUCAGGGGCGAGCCUAUUCCUCAGUUUGGUCAAGAUAAGAUUCUGGGCAGAAAAAGUUCUCUCACAAUCAGCUGUGUGGAGGGGCAACAAUCAAAAACAAAGUAAUUAAAAAACAUAACUGAUGUCAGAAACAAUUAUGUUUCAUUUGGUUAGUGUCAGGUUAGUGCAGCUUUUAUAGAAGACCACUGUCAAUUACUGAACUGCCGAAUGGUUGAUAGCAAUUUAUCAUCACCGUUUUGUUCUGGUGGUCACACGACAUUUCAAAAACCUUGAAGAUCACUUGAAGUUAAUAUAGCGGAUGGUUAUUCAUGGCAACGGUUUUUCAUGCCUAAAACCAUGUCUCUGUAUAGGUAUAGACUGUAAUACACAAGCAAUAAACCUUUGUUAAAAUUUUUACUGGCCCAUUUAUUUACCCUAAUGGCCCAAACGUUUUAUAAAUGGCCCAUAACUUUCCAAUGAUAGGGGCCAUAGGCUCAUUUGCCUGUUAAACCUUCCUAAUCCCUGUCGGAAGUAGUUAUUUUUCGUGCAUGGUCUCAGAAAACGGAGAAAAUGUCACUAAACAUUUAAACGAACACUCCGGUUUAUACUGCAGCUCUGCUAUUUUGAUCUUAUCGAGUACUUUCUAAGACCAUCAUAACUCUUUUGUUAAGGAGCCGUUUAGGAGUGGAUGUUAAGCUAGAGCGAUGCUAUUGAAAUCCUCCACAUCAAUUUGAUCUUGGGAAUAGAUAGAUAAUAGAUAAAUAGUUUUUAGAAAGUAGUACAAUGAUCUGCUCUAUCAAUUGUGUACAAAGUAGCACUUUGAACCCAAUUAACAGAUCAGAUUGUUAUAUUGUUUAUUGAAAAUAUUACCUCGAAAAACACUCCGGUUGAAACGAUCUGAAACGAUGAUGCAUGAUCUAUAUCCGUCCAUGAGAAGACUUACAAACUGAGUUGUCACAUAGGCAAAACAAAUGAUCGCUAAGUUAGAUGUAACAUAUAUUUUUUGUGAUUAAUCUAGAGCAGUUGUAGUCUGCUGGCAUGUACAUAACAAAGCAUUGCUAUGUUGCACUGUUCAAAACUAUCCCUGAUAUAUUUUACAAAUAUGUUUCUAGGAUUAUUUUUCGUCGACAAGGAGUUUUUAAGAUUAUCGACUUUUAAGCAACAAGAGUAUUAAGUUCAUGCUUUUUUGGUUGGCUCACUUGUACUGAUCAGUCCAACAUAAUAAGUCAUAACACAACAAUAUUCCCGAAACAUACACAUGUUCACGUUUUUCUGAUUUUGACUGUAAACCUAUUCGUAAAAAAUGUCAUAACGGUGGUUUUCGUCCUUGAUUUCAGGAAUCACAAGACAUGCCAGGAGUUACGAACCAUAAGUCUCCGUACCCAAGGUCUUGGUCAGUUGUUUUGCCUUAAAGCGUCUACUGAAAGGGUACGACCUUUAUUUUGUUUCAUUUUUCAUAAUAGUUUGGCUUCAGUCAGAGUGGACCCUAUAUUGUCUUACAAAUCCUCCCCGGAGUGACCGAUAUGUAACUUCUCCGUACUAUAUUUAUCCAUUAUCCAGGAAGUAAGUGGUGAGAAGACACGAUUUUUCAUUGUGGUGAAUUAUUCUCACUCAUUUAGACCAAGAUGUAUGGAACUUAAAGGGAGAAUUUCAAGUUGAAUUUUGGGAGUCAGAGGGUUACAGGUGAUUUGUCGCAGCUCGAUUCAGGAUCAUUACAUAGUUUUAACAACUGUGACUCUAAAGGCUUGUCUUCGGUUUUAGGGGCUUCUUUUUCUUAUGAUGGCUGGUCGAUCAGGAAAGGUAUUGUUAUAAAAUUGUUUUUAAUCUUUUUAGCACUCCUCUAGCCUUUGACGAAGUUGUUGUAACUUCAACUCUUGGUAAAAAGGAUAAAGAAUACGGCCAUUUUGAAACUCGAACGGCGACUGAUAAGCAGAUACUGUCUCAUCUUUUCUCACUUUGACCUCCACUGACCGAUCAGUUUUAAAACCCUUGAUUUAACAGUUAAAAUCAGAGCGAAUCUGGAGUGAUUGUCGUGUAAACGUUUAAACAAUGAUAAAUAAGUCACAACGAUUAUGUGCUGCCCUUACGAAAACGCCUCAUUAAAACUUCUUACUGUACAAACAAACGUCGGAGGCUUUUCAUUUUGGCUUUGGAGUUUAAUUGGUGUGCCGGCCUCUAUUUGUGGUCGAACUCAAAAGUAACUAUAAUCUGCUGAAUAGCAUGCACUGCUGUGAUAUACUGCUGCUUUGAUCGGAUGUGUUAGUUUGUACAUGAAAAUGUUCAAAGGAAAAGGAAUAACCCUCAGAGAGGACCUAUCGACAGUUUUUUGCAACUGGUGGACCAAAGGAUGAAUCAUGUCGUCUUGAUAAACUAACCCUGGGCUUCGGAGGUUGGGGAAGAAAAAAACUCAAACUUGAAUAAAUGAGAAAGAUGCUCUAUUAAAAAAAAAGACGGACCUAACUUAAACGUCAAUCUUGUAAAACGACGGCUUUACUGAGCAACACUUCCAGACAUAACUAGUUGGGACACUUCUCCAGAAAACUGUCUACGUUGUUCUUUGGCUCCUCUCCCCCUUCCAAUGUUUCUCUGCCAUCUUGCGGACCAAAAUUGAGAGAAGCAGGGGAGACGGGAGGUGUCCCAACAAAUGUGUCUGGGAGUGUAAGGUUGAAAUAUAUGCAUGCAGAUGGGAUUCAAAUUAGAAAGUACGGUAUUCACAUACAUUCAUCAACAACAACAACAACUUUAUUUGAACCCAAAAGUUAAUAAUAGUCAUAAAUUGUUAGAAAGAUAGGGCAGCCACACUAAGGUGAUUAAUUGACGGAUAUUGGUGUCAGGUACUACUCAUAUUUGCACACACAGAUUCAUAUCAGGCAAUGAGGCAGACUUCUCAGUUGACUUUGUUAUUUAUUUAAUGAACACUUGAUGAAAGCACUGACUGAUAUGUCACUGACAUAUGCCAAACUUGGGAGACCUACUGUUGCCUACUGUCGCUUCCAUACAGACUAGUGAUGAUCUUUUGCAAUUUUCAGGAAAUUCAAUGUGGAGAAAGAAAUUAUUCUUGUUUGUUACUUGCUUUGAAUCCAAAAACAUCCCAAAUGGUAUGCCUGGAACGCUUUUUUCCAAUAGAUGGGUAAGUAUCGUAGAGAUGAUCUUUAAACGAAUGUGGAGUCUAUGAUUGAUUUCUAUGAAAACGAAACUAAGUAAAAUUAAUAAAAGUAAUCACAACAGCCAGUCUGAACAAACAAGAAUACCCCUUGGACUAGUUAGAAAUCAAACUAAAUACAUGCAAACUGCUUAAAGCGCAGAAUAAACGCAAGUACUAAGUUGAGUUUCGCAUGAAUAUUGAUUGAGGGGGUGGUACGAGUUUUCUUAGCCUAUGAAGGAAUGAAAAAAACCAAGCGUACUUCAACCCUGGAGUAAUUUCGACACUCAAUUUAAAUUUGCUCUUAAUUCGAUUUUGCGACCCUUGACUUGACUCUGAAAUAAAGUUGGAUCCAUCCUAAUGUUGCGUUCUUUCCGCGCUAUGUGCUUAACUCUUGAUUGCCUUUUUUUUUUUUGAUGUGUUUGUCUUUUGGCUUCACGACUUGCAAUCGAAAAGGCCAAUACAGUCGAGCCUUUAUUAAGCGGCACCGUAUUAAGCGGUCGGUUGUCAAAGUCCCGAAUUUGUUUCCCCUUAAUCAUUGUGAUUUCCACCACUAUUUAGCUGUCACCUCUAUUAAGUGGUCGUGGUCGUGAUCACCCUUAACUAAGUCCCAACGGCCAGUUUUCAUAUCGUCUUUCACUUGUAUUGAACGGUCUCUUGAAGCGGAACCACUGAAACAAAGCUAAGAAAAAUAUUUCAAGUAACUUUUAAUCCAUGUUUCUCUCCCGAAAUCAAUGUGAGUUGUAUUUUGGAGUGAGUUUUUGUACAUUGAGUGAUCAAUUAUGGUAUAAAAUGCCGUUUUUAUUAUUAUUUUUUUAUAAUAGCCCUAUUCUGUGGAACCUUUAUAAAGCGGUCAACCUGCCAUUCUCCUUGGGUGACCGCGUAAUGCAGGUUCAAUAGUAAUCAGGUAAUGCAUGCAUAAUAUUUUUUUAAGAUCUAACUCGCCUAUGUCAAUUUUGAUCUAAUCAAGGUUCCACACGAUAGGCACUAACGGUCAGUAUAUCGCAGCAGGAGGUCAGGCCACAGGUGAGGUGAACCUGUGGAACAUCACCAAAAGUCGAAGGCUUGCUUCGAUGAAAGUGUUUCAAGGUAUGAAAACCGUACGAAAUUCAGUGUGGCAGCGUUCUUGUAAGUCUGAGAGGCGAAAUACUACGGGUAGCGGUGUCACAAAGGGUCCAAAUCCGUCAACGGAUCUGGACCCCCCUCCCUCACGGAUUUGGACCCCCCCGAAAAAACGUACGCUUUUAACUUUUCUACCCAUCAUGAAUUUUUCAUAUGAAGUACUGCAAUGUCUCUUUAAAUUAAGAGUUGCAGCAGCACAGUUUUCAAACAAUUAUUAAAACUUUUACUUCAGUGUAACUUAUCGUCAUGAUCAUCAUCAAUAGAGAGCUUUAGCAAACCACGACGACGACAGGAACGAGGGCGUGGCCAAACAAAAGAUCUAAUGGGCGGAGCAAUAACUCAGUGCGAGCGAUUAAAUUUUUUUUAAAUUUCUUAGUCGUUCUCUGCUAAAACAACGACGCGAAAUCUCCCAAGCAGCACCAAAAACUUUGCUAAAUUAUACAACAUUUGUUGAUCACACAAAGAAUAGUUCAAUAAGAAAAUUGUACUGGGGGGGGCGGCAUUUGAACUCAAUUUUUUGCUUGAGGGGUGGGCAGGAAUUUGAACAAACCCAACCCUCAAAAGUUUAAAUGUCUGGGGGUGGAUGUUGAAGCGUUGAAAUGAUCAACCCGUUAUGCUGAACUUGAGGUUAGGCGCUGUAAGUGACGUAACAUACAUCCAGCCAUUUGUGAAAUUAUGAAAAUAUAAAUUUACAUUUUAACAUCUUCCUCUACGUUUGCCAUCCUGACCCCUUAAUGCCCCAAAUAACAACUACAAAAUCAUCACCAUGGUUGUCAUCGGCUCCAUCAUUAGGGUCCAUCAUGAACAUUUUUACAACAAUGCUAUAAUUAUCCUGCUUAUAUUUUCUAGAUAAAGUGAGCAGUGUUGGAUUUCAUCGGGACUGGCCUGUUGUAGCCUUUGGUAGUGCCAGUGGCUGUGUUCAUUUGUUCUCUAUUGGUUGAAGACAGGUUGGCUACUCUCCUGAAAAUUCGAAAAACUGAACCGAAUUGCAAAUAUGUUUGGAAGUUAUUUUGGGUAUCAAAAUAUUGGUUCUGACACCACUUUACUUCUACUGAAUUGACAUACAUUUGAUAAAAUGUAAAACUGCCAAGUUUAUUAGAAAUGUGAAGGAGAUAGGCCAUACAUUAGUUUUGCAAAUAUGUCC